AAAAAAAUGGCGCGUGUUCAUAUCAAUCAUCUUUUAUUAUUAUUAUUAUUGUUAUUAUUAUUAUUAUUUUACUUGUAUUAUAAAUGUACAUGUGUUUAUAAUUAAAUUAUUAUUUUAUAAUUAUUUACUUCUACUAUUAAUUAAAUAAAGAAACACAUACACACAAAAAAUGGUUGAAAAUAAAGCUUUGUUUGAAUCAAGGCAGAAAAGAAUUCGACAUAUAAAAUCUAUUGCAGGUCGGAACAUUGUAUGGAAAACUAAAAAUAACGAUUCACCAUCAACAGAUGCAGUCAGUUCUAACAAAGUACUUUGGCCACCCUUAAAUAAUUUGAAGAGAUCAGGUAGCACGUCAUCUGUUGCAACUACUGUAGAAGAUUCUUCAGUCUUAAAACGAGCUUAUCAAACUAAUACUGAGGACUCGAUUGUGUAUAGUUCAGGAGGAUUAGUUGACACCUAUUUUACGUUACAUAAUGAGCUUUUAGCAUCUAGCUUUUAUAAAAGUGAAAUGAUACCCAAUACUGUCAAUCCAACUUUUCGAUCCUUACCUACUCCAUUUGAUUGGAUGAAUUGGUAUGAUGCUGCAUCAAGUUUAUUAGUUAUUCGAGUUUGGGCAAGACAUGCUGUAUUUGAGUCUGCAGGACAACAUACUGAGCCAGUGCUAGGAUAUCAAGAUAAAGAAGAUGAGCAAUUUCAAUUGUUAAUUCAGUGGCAAGUAGAUUUAAAUGCAUUAGUUUGGAUAAGCAAAUCGUAUGUAGAAUUAAAUUAUUCCUUUCCUGAAAACACUUUGGUAUUCGAGAUGGAUGAUGGAAUUUAUACUUCAGCAGAGAUAAAAAACAGCAUGCUGAAUCAAAAUAAAAGAUCAAGUUUAUUUGAUUUGAGUCAGUUACAAAAGGAUGAUGCAAGUAUAGAUACAAUUAACUCGAUACAAAAGAAUAAACGAUCAUAUACCUAUAAUAACAUUAUGAAAAUGAAUACAUUUAUGGAUUGCAUAUUUGAUACGAAAACGUCUGUAAAUGAGAUCAGACAAAAUAUACAAGAGAUACUUGAAGAAGAGGAUAAAGGGUUUCGAUUAAGACGAGAAUUAAAUCAAUAUAAAGCAAAUUUAAUGGAAAGAGAAUAUGAAAUUAUUCAAAAAAAGAAACAAUUGAAGGCUAAAAUAGAAAAAAUAAAGCAAACGAAAAGGGAAAUAGAAAGACGAAAGAUGGAGAUAACAAGUUCAUUGAAUCGAUGUAUUUCUGGGAAAGAAGAUUUACAAGAUAAUGAAAUUGUAUUAGAAAAGAAUAUUAAAAUGAGGCAAAAUAUAUUUCGUACGUUAAACAGAAGAAAGAAAGAGUUGAUUGCCGAUUUAUUUUCCAUAUACCCCAUAGAACAAUCCUAUGAUGAUUUGCAACAGUUUUAUAUUCGAGGUAUUUAUUUGCCUAAUUCAGUUUAUGACGGGCAAAAUGAAGACUUAAUUGCUACUGCUUUGGGAUUUACUGCACAUUUGGUUUCUAUGUUGGCUUAUUACCUUGAAAUUCCGUUAAGAUAUCCUACAAUUCCAAUGGGUUCAAGAUCAACUAUCAAAGACAUGGUAUCACUAAUUAAUGGAUCUAGAGAUUUUCCGUUGUAUUCAAGAGGAGUAGAUCGAUAUAGGUUUGAGUUUGGAGUAUUUUUAUUAAAUAAAAAUAUAGAGCAAUUAAUGAAUGCUUAUGGUUUAAUUGUAAUGGAUUUAAGGCAUACAUUACCAAAUAUACAUUAUUUUAUCCAAGCUAUUCUUACUACAUCAGUAACAUCUAGUCCAACAUCAAUAUCUGUAUUAUCUAUUUCUUCCUACUGUAAUGGAGGAGGACGCAAUAGCCAUGAAGAACAUUCUAUUGUUCGAAGAGAUCAUAAUCAUUUAACUUUACAGCCUACUCCAUUGUUAAAUCAGUCACCACCUCCACCACCUUCACCUUCUUUCUCUACAUCUUCCUCCAUUAUGAAUAUAUCAAAUAGAAUGACCCAUUCCCCAAAACCAUCGAUAAGUAAUACAUAUCCCUCUGUUGCAUUCUUAAAUACGCCUCAAGCAAUGGCUGCGCCUGCCAUAUUAGAUACAGUUACUACUACUUCUAGCCAUCAUACUAAAUCGCCUUAAUAUAUAUAUUUAAAUAAUUUAUUAUAAUUCAG
Messenger RNA from Cokeromyces recurvatus, 2145 nucleotides. RefSeq lists its product as uncharacterized. Gene Ontology annotation, biological process: SNARE complex assembly. The transcript is spliced from 8 exons. Gene Ontology annotation, molecular function: SNARE binding. The record is from RefSeq and is a predicted model, not a curated record. NCBI's taxonomy places the organism in Eukaryota, Fungi, Mucoromycota, Mucoromycetes, Mucorales, Mucoraceae. Gene Ontology annotation, cellular component: endosome; lytic vacuole. Bases 170 to 2113 code for a protein of 647 amino acids.